This is a messenger RNA of Dovyalis caffra, 229 nucleotides long. NCBI's taxonomy places the organism in Eukaryota, Viridiplantae, Streptophyta, Magnoliopsida, Malpighiales, Salicaceae. The record is from the annotation of a GenBank genome assembly.
CUUCUCCAUACAAAUCAGCUUUUUUGCCAAAACCUUUAGCUUGUCAUCAACAACAUGUGUUCAACCAUCUUCACCCGUAAGCCAUAACCCUUUCACGUCAUUGUUGGUGAUGAAGGACGAGGAUAUAAUGGAUAAUUUGAUAAAGAUCUUAGAGGUGGAAUUCGGAUUUGGAGUGGGUUUAUUUGGUGUCAAAGAAGAUGAGGAUGGGGUGGAGAGGAUAGCUGCGUGA